CUUGCUUAACCAGGAAGUCUCUUCAUGUCUUGUGCAGCAAAAGAAGGUACAGACGUGCACACAUUGAAAAAAGAUGGAGAUGUAGAAAAUACAAGUGCCUGAACCAAAUAUCUACAAAGGAAAUAAUAUCAAUAUGCAUUACUUGACAACUUGACACUGUUUUUUUUUUUUAUUGAAACUGGUUCUGAUUAAACACCUGGGCUAGUUACACUUGCUUCCUGGAUUUCAACAAUAUCAACACAGAAAAGAAAAUGUCUCCACUUCCUCCUGGAAUUCGUUGUUUCAUUUCAUUUUCAAGGGAACAGUGGUACCGCACAUUUAUACUAAUCCUGACCUUCUUGCUGUACACCAGUUUUCAUCUGUCAAGGAAACCUAUCAGCAUAGUUAAGGGUGAACUACAUAAAAACUGCUCCCGUGUAAAAAAUAUCGAACAGCACCAUUACACUACCCUGGCCAGCUCAGGUGAUGAAACAUUUUCUAAUGAAUCAUGGUGCAACUGGAAACCAUUUGAUAAGAGUAACUACAAGCAGUUACUGGGAGCAUUAGACUACUCUUUCUUGUGUGCCUAUGCAAUUGGAAUGUACUUUAGUGGAAUAAUUGGUGAACGUUUGCCCAUUAGGUAUUAUCUCACUUUUGGAAUGUUGUCCAGUGGAUUUUUUACAGCUCUGUUUGGGUUGGGCUAUUUCUAUAACAUUCAUAAUCUGAAAUUUUAUUUAUUUGCACAGAUAGCCAAUGGAUUUGUACAGACUACAGGUUGGCCGAGUGUAAUAACAUGUAUUGGCAACUGGUUUGGUAAAGGAAGGAGAGGUUUGAUAAUGGGAAUUUGGAAUUCACAUACCUCUGUUGGAAAUAUCUUAGGGUCCUUAAUCGCUGGAUACUGGGUGUCUUCAUGUUGGGGAUUAUCAUUUGUAGUGCCUGGUAUCAUCAUUGCAUUUAUGGGAAUAAUUUGCUUUUUAUUUCUUAUUGAACAUCCCAAAGAUGUUAAAUGCUAUUCACCAUCUAAUGAUAUGCAGAAAAAAUAUCUAAAUGGUAUGAAUGGGUUUAAAUCAAAUGGACAUAUAUUAAAAGCCCUUCAGCAUGAGCAGAACCAAGAUACGCAAUGUCUUCUAUCUGGUAAAGAAAAUGGCCUUAUCCCAGGUACUCAUAUUGUUGUUGUGAACACUGACACGUCGAAUGGGAAUGGGAUGUCUGCUAUUAGCUUCUUUGGUGCUUUAAGGAUACCAGGUGUCAUAGAAUUUUCCCUCUGUCUGCUAUUUGCUAAACUAGUCAGCUAUACUUUUCUCUUCUGGUUGCCACUGUACAUCAAAAAUGUGGAACAUCUGGAUGCAAAGGGAGCUGGUGAUUUAUCCACAUUGUUUGAUGUUGGUGGUAUCUUUGGUGGCAUUCUGGCAGGACUAAUAUCAGAUAAACUGAGAAAAAGAGCUUUGACUUGUGGAGUGAUGUUACUGCUUGCAGCACCAACGUUGUAUAUUUUCUCUGCUGUUAGUCAGAUGGGAUUAGGGCCAACCAUAGCUAUGCUUAUCAUUUGUGGAGCCUUGGUAAAUGGUCCUUAUGCACUAAUCACAACAGCAGUUUCAGCAGAUCUGGGCACACACAAAAGUCUAAAAGGAAAUGCCAAAGCACUUUCUACUGUUACAGCAAUAAUAGAUGGCACUGGUUCAGUAGGUGCUGCCUUGGGUCCUCUAUUAGCUGGACUUCUUGCUCCUUCAGGAUGGAACAAUGUGUUUUACAUGCUCAUGACUGCAGAUGCAUGUGCCUUACUACUUUUGAUACGUCUUAUUCUAAAGGAGCUUCAUUUUAACUGCGUAAAACAAGAAGAUUCAGCUCAAAAGACCAGAAGAUGGAAGGUUGUCUGCAUCUGUUUACUCGUUUCAUUUUCAGUGAACAUCAGGAAGGCAGGGAGAUCCAAGAUAGUCAAAGCACUCCAAAACAGAACAAAGGAACACUGAUUGCUACAGACUGAAAACAAGUGAACUCCUAGACAACUCUGACUAUGCAUCCAAUGUGAACUCCAACGAAUACAACUGGGAAGCAAUACAUUGAUUGCUAGAGUCUUCAUAUGACUUGGGAAGCAAAACAAAGCUAUGCUUAAGAAGAAACAUUGGGCAGAAAAGGACUCAGGAUAAAUUCUCAUCUGUUUUCUUCUCUCCUACACUUGCUCCAUUUGAAGAAGGAAUUUCUGUACUGUGUUCAUUCAGUACUUUCUACAUAAUUAUAUCAAAAACAAUGUAUGCAUGACUGCAAUCAUUAUUUAUAGAAGUAAGGUGAAAUGGGGUGAAGGAGUUUGGAAUUAAAACAUGCAGAUCAGAGAAUACAAGGCAUUUGCACAGUUUUAGAAUAUGCACUUUUUUGCAGAUUUUUGUACCUUUACUAGUGAUUGAUGCUCUUCUGAUUUGGUAAGUGCAGAAGGGCUUUUCUUCUAUUUGUACUAAAAACAUUGGAACUAGUCACCUUGCAGCAAUUCUGAAAAUAACAAAUUGCUCUCUGUUUGCACUACGAGUCAAGAAGCUCAGGGCAUGACUUAUUAAAGAACGUUAAAUGAAAAGACAACCAAGACAACCAGAAGAAAGUCUUGUUAUAAUUCAUCUUAUUUAAUCCAAAGUGAGGACAUUUCAUUAGAAAUUCCUAAGAACUCUGAAUAAGACUAAAAGUGCAAUAUUUUCUUGUAGUUGCAUUAUGCAGGGCUUGAGGCCACCGAAAAGCAAGUGAUACAACAAUAAACUUUCCUAUCUUUGUACUGUGUAUAGACAGUACACAUUUUCCUGUAGUCUAUCAAUGACCAUGCCUUGCCUUUUCAAGUCUUAACUGUACACAUAAGGUUUUUGAAGAUGCGUAUUUGUUUUCAGCAGUUUCACAUUUUAGUGGGCAUAGAAUAUUCAGAAAAUUAAGCAGUAAAAGGGCAACAGUGUGGUUUAAUGAUCCAAAUUAACUAGCAAAAUAUUUGUUACUGGAAAUAUUUCAUCAAACAAUUACAAAAAAAAAAAAAGCUUUGGAGUAAGAAAGACAAAAGUUUUCUCUAGUGAAUGUAUCAUUUUCUGUUAGAGAUGGAUCGGGAGGAGGAAAUAAGGUGUCAAGAUGAUGUUUUUGUACUUACAAGUUAUUACGCAUUUCAGUCACCAAAGAACUUUUUCUUAAAGCUAUUAUGUAUUUCAUUAACCAAAGAGAUUUUUAAGGAACUAUUUAAAAUUUAUUGUUGUGCAGAAGUAAAAGACCUCUUAAUCUUGGUAAAAUAUGGGUGGCUAGAAUUCACCAUAAAGAGCCACUCAGAGGAAACUUAGAAUUAUUCUUCCAUACCUAUAGACUUUAUUUAAUGCUUACAAAAUUAUGGGUGAGCUUCUUUAAUGGCUGCAAAGAAACUAUACAAAUAAUUUAUUUAAUUAUCCCUUGAAUGUGAGAAAUUCCGUGUUUUGAUUCAGUUUUUUUAAGUUGUCUUAAGAACAUUGCAUGGACUUCCCUGUGAAACUACCAAAUUAUUUUGCUAAGUACUCCUGACUAAAGUAAGAAGAAAUAUUUAUUUCUAUCAGAAGAACUACUAGCUUCAUAGUUUUUCACACACAAAGACAUUAUAUCAGUGAUAAACACCUUUUAAAACUGUUACACUGCUUACAGGCCUUGCAAAAUAACAAGCUUUUUUUAUAGGUAUUUCCAGGAGAAUAAGAAAAUUGUAACUGCGUUGUAGACCAUUAUUUAAUAGUGGCUUCUGUCAUAUAGUCAAACUUUUCUUGAGAGACAGAACACUAUUCUGAGGAAGCUGUUUCAGUUUUGCCACAUUUAAUUAAAAGUACAGAAAAAUAAAAGCUGUUAUUGUUAAGAAUAAUUCUUUUUGAAAACUGCAUGCAUUAAGUAUUGCUGAUUAUUUAUAUCCAAAACAGAACUUCUUAUUUGUUAAAGUUAAUUAUAGAUCUUGCAUGUUGUCGAGUAUAUCCCCCACAAAAAAACAACAGUUACUUUUUAUUAUUUUUAAGAAAUAAUGCCCCUUGGAUGACAUUUUAUGAAUCUGAAGAAACUAUUUUUCAAUAUCACUGUGGUUGGUGAUCUAUCAGAGAAACCCUAUUUUUAAGGGCAGAAUGCACUCCACUUCCUGAGUAUGCAGGAAACUAAAUAUUAUUAGACACGUAUCAUAACAAAAGCUAAGCUAAGUAAGUCAUCUUUGUGAUUUGCAAAGGUUAUAGCAGGCUUAGUUAAAACCAGCCCUGACAGUGUUCAAAUGUUGAAAAAAUUAAUUUUCCACUCAGCUUAUUUUACUUCCUUUACUCUGAAGCAUUUAUUUUCAGCAGGUAUGUUGACAUUAUCUUUAGUUCUAAUACAUUACUGUCUUCUAUAUCUUGGAUUUUUAAUAUAUUACGAUACGCCUCCCUUAAACUAUAUGAAUCAAGCCUCCUAUAAAUAUCACAUGAAAAUUGCCCUCCUCAUGCCAGGUUAAUGCAUAUGUUGCUAUCCUUUAUAUAAUUUUCAAAAUUAGACCCUUAUCACACCCAGUUACAGUAGAAUCAUUUGUUAACAAAUCCUGUUCAUCAAGAACAUUUUAUCAAACCUGAUUUUUCAAAAUUACACUUGUUCAAAAAUCCUGGUUUCAAAAACUAUUCACUUAUAAGUGCAGACUGGGUGGAAGAUCCUGCCAAACCCUGUGGAUAAAAGACUGCAUCCCCAACCCCUCCAACUAUCUGUAACAACUCUGUGGUCACUGUAUCUCUAGGUAAGUUGUAUGUCAUUGAGGGAGAGACUGAUAAAAUUAAGGAAAACACCCCACUCACUGUUUUUGAAAUUCUGAAGUAGUUUUUGAAAUAAAAUAUGGGCACUUAUUUUACAAGUCAUGAUUUUGAAUGGUUAUUGCUUCCUGUACUGCUAAUAGACAAUGGCAAUUCCUGAAUGCUUUAUCCUGUGUAUAGGUCCCCCCAAAUUAUCUGUGGUAUGAUCCCAGUUAUUCUCAUUAGGGGUAAUAUAUAAUUAUCAACCAUGGGAUGGGUAAGGCCAAUCUCUGACCAAAUGGAAUAAAUUGGCUAGGCUUAAAAUGGCCUACAAGGGCAGCUAGCCUAGUACUUCUCAAUUAACCUAUGAAAUUACCCCUCAAUAGAUUGUUAGAAAAUAGCUGGCCUACUCCAUUUAUACAAACACACAGCCAAAAUAAUGAUUUGUUUCUACGAUAAACUUCUACUGCUGAUUUGUAAUCAAAGACCUUCGUGCACUGAGUUUUCCAUCUUUACAUUUUUGCAUAAUCUUUAUUUUGAGCAGUUUGAAGCAAAGCAGCACUUUACUUUCCAGAUGAUCUACAUAACAUGCUGCUGUAAGUUCUGUUUCAAAGACUUUGUAUAAUUUAUGCAGAAAAUAUGACAAAUUGUAGGUCAUGUUAGAUUUACCUGAGUAUGCGACUACAGACAUUUGGAAAAUUACCCAGCUUUUGGCAUAGAAGGUUAAGGCCCUAACUAUGAUCCCAGUGACUUGAUUAGCUGCUGGAAAAACCAGGUACGGGAGGGUAGGAAUGAUCAAUAAACACCAUGUUGCCUAUGCUGGAGGAGCGACUGGUGAUCUGGUGAGUACUUAUUAAUAACAAUUGACAUGCUUAACAUCAGUGCCAAAUAACUAAAACAAAAUGUCAACUUUCCAGUGAUCAUGCUCAGAGGCAUAACCUCAGAGCAUGCAAAUGUCAACCAAUGUUUUUUGCAAGACCCUCCAUCCUCUUCUAUUUAUGUAUACAGGAGAUCCCACAAUACAGGGAAAAAGACAUAUUUCCCACCCCCAGGGACUGUCGAUCCCACACUCCUGUCGACCAUAUGUUUAUUAACCAAAGUGUGUUGACAGAACAGAUGUUAACUUUAAAGACUUUUGACUCAGACACAUACACACACACACACACAUAUAUAUAUAUAUAUAUAUAUAUAUAUAUAUAUAUACACACACACA
This is a messenger RNA of Protopterus annectens (West African lungfish), 5901 nucleotides long. It is a transcript of the gene SLC37A1, whose product is annotated as solute carrier family 37 member 1. Gene Ontology annotation, molecular function: glucose 6-phosphate:phosphate antiporter activity. The record is from RefSeq and is a predicted model, not a curated record. The transcript has 21 exons. Gene Ontology annotation, cellular component: endoplasmic reticulum membrane. Gene Ontology annotation, biological process: phosphate ion transmembrane transport; glucose-6-phosphate transport. Lineage: Eukaryota; Metazoa; Chordata; Ceratodontiformes; Protopteridae. Bases 252 to 1949 code for a protein of 565 amino acids.